This is a messenger RNA of Octodon degus (degu), 12878 nucleotides long. It is a transcript of the gene Tenm1, whose product is annotated as teneurin transmembrane protein 1. The coding region runs from base 64 to 8262 and encodes 2732 amino acids. The transcript has 32 exons. NCBI's taxonomy places the organism in Eukaryota, Metazoa, Chordata, Mammalia, Rodentia, Octodontidae. The record is from RefSeq and is a predicted model, not a curated record. Gene Ontology annotation, biological process: signal transduction; heterophilic cell-cell adhesion; neuron development. Gene Ontology annotation, cellular component: membrane; neuron projection. Gene Ontology annotation, molecular function: cell adhesion molecule binding; protein homodimerization activity; protein heterodimerization activity.
GACUGCUUUCACUAAAAGACGUCGUCAUCCUAUUUUCAUGAAACUGAUCUUGCUUAAUCGGAGAUGGAGCAAACAGACUGCAAGCCCUACCAGCCUCUGUCAAAAGUCAAGCAUGAAAUGGAUCUAGCUUAUACCAGUUCUUCUGAUGAAAGUGAGGAUGGAAGAAAACCAAGACGUUCAUACAACUCCAGGGAAACUCUGCAUGAGUAUAACCAGGAACUGAGGAUGAAUUACGAUAGCCAGAGUAGAAAGAGGAAAGAAGUAGAGAAGUCUACUCAAGAGAUAGAAUUCUGUGAAACUCCUCACACUCUGUGCUCUGGCUACCAGACAGAUAUGCACAGUGUUUCUCGGCAUGGCUACCAGCUAGAGAUGGGAUCUGAUGUGGACACAGAGACAGAAGGUGCAACUUCUCCUGACCAUGCACUGAGAAUGUGGAUAAGAGGAAUGAAGUCAGAGCACAGUUCCUGUUUGUCAAGCCGAGCCAACUCUGCAUUGUCCUUGACGGACACUGACCACGAACGGAAAUCUGAUGGGGAAAAUGGUUUUAAAUUCUCUCCUGUUUGCUGUGACAUGGAGGCUCAAGCUGGACCUACUCAAGACAUGCAGAGCAGCCCGCACAACCAGUUCACGUUCAGACCCCUCCCUCCGCCUCCACCACCUCCGCAUGCCUGCACCUGUGCCAGGAAGCCACCCCCUACAGCGGACUCUCUUCAGAGGCGAUCAAUGACUACACGCAGCCAACCCAGUCCAGCUGCUCCAGCUCCUCCAACCAGUACACAGGACUCAGUUCAUCUGCAUAACAGCUGGGUCUUGAAUAGCAACAUACCAUUGGAGACCAGGCAUUUCCUCUUCAAGCAUGGAUCUGGUUCUUCUGCUAUCUUCAGUGCAGCCAGUCAGAACUAUCCUCUGACUUCCAAUACUGUGUACUCGCCACCUCCAAGGCCUCUUCCUCGAAGCACCUUUUCCAGACCUGCCUUCACCUUUAACAAACCUUACAGAUGCUGCAACUGGAAGUGCACAGCCCUGAGUGCCACUGCGAUAACUGUGACUUUGGCCUUGUUACUAGCUUACGUGAUUGCAGUACAUUUGUUUGGCCUCACUUGGCAACUGCAACCAGUUGAAGGACAGCUGUAUGAAAAUGGCAUUAGCAAAGGGAACAGAGGGACCGAGUCCAUGGAUACUACUUACUCUCCAAUUGGAGGAAAAGUUUCUGACAAAUCAGAGAAAAAAGUGCUUCAGAAGGGGCGAGCAAUUGACACCGGAGAAGUUGAUAUUGGUGCACAGGUCAUGCAAACCAUUCCACCCGGCUUAUUCUGGCGUUUCCAGAUUACUAUCCACCAUCCCAUAUAUCUGAAGUUUAAUAUUUCCUUAGCCAAGGACUCGCUUCUGGGAAUAUAUGGCAGAAGAAACAUUCCACCGACACACACUCAGUUCGAUUUUGUAAAGCUUAUGGAUGGCAAACAACUUGUCAAGCAGGACUCCAAGGGCUCUGAUGACAUGCAGCACUCUCCCCGGAACCUGAUCUUAACCUCCCUUCAGGAGACAGGGUUCAUAGAGUAUAUGGACCAAGGACCUUGGUAUAUGGCAUUUUACAAUGAUGGGAAAAAGGUGGAGCAAGUGUUUGUGUUAACUACAGCAAUCGAAAUAAUGGAUGACUGUUCAACUAAUUGCAAUGGAAAUGGAGAAUGCAUUUCUGGCCAUUGUCAUUGUUUCCCAGGAUUCCUUGGACCUGACUGUGCCAGAGAUUCAUGCCCUGUGCUGUGUGGUGGGAAUGGAGAAUAUGAAAAAGGACACUGCGUCUGCCGGAAUGGCUGGAAGGGGCCAGAGUGUGACGUUCCAGAAGAACAAUGCAUUGAUCCAACGUGCUUUGGCCACGGCACCUGCAUCAUGGGAGUCUGCAUCUGUGUGCCAGGAUAUAAAGGAGAAAUAUGCGAGGAAGAGGAUUGCUUGGACCCGAUGUGCUCCAGCCAUGGCAUCUGUGUAAAAGGAGAAUGUCACUGCUCUACUGGCUGGGGAGGAGUGAACUGUGAAACUCCACUUCCCGUAUGUCAAGAGCAAUGCUCAGGACAUGGGACUUUUCUUCUGGACACUGGAGUAUGCAGCUGUGAUCCCAAGUGGACAGGAUCAGACUGCUCAACAGAACUCUGUACCAUGGAGUGUGGUAGCCAUGGGGUGUGCUCAAGAGGAAUUUGCCAAUGUGAAGAAGGAUGGGUAGGACCAACAUGUGAGGAACGCUCUUGUCAUUCUCACUGUGCUGAACACGGCCAAUGCAAAGAUGGAAAAUGUGAGUGUAGCCCCGGAUGGGAGGGCGACCACUGCACUAUCGCUCACUACUUAGAUGCUGUUCGAGAUGGAUGCCCAGGGCUCUGCUUUGGAAAUGGGAGAUGUACACUGGAUCAAAAUGGUUGGCACUGUGUGUGUCAGGUGGGUUGGAGUGGGACGGGCUGCAAUAUUGUCAUGGAAAUGCUUUGUGGAGACAACUUGGACAAUGAUGGAGAUGGUUUGACCGACUGUGUGGACCCUGAUUGUUGUCAACAAAGCAACUGUUAUGCAAGUCCUCUCUGUCAGGGCUCACCAGAUCCUCUUGACCUCAUUCAGCAAAGCCAACCCCUCUUCUCUCAGCACACUUCAAGACUCUUCUAUGACCGAAUCAAAUUCCUCACUGGCAAGGACAGUACUCAUGUCAUUCCUCCAGAGCUCUCAUUCGACAGCAGGCGUGCUUGUGUAAUACGUGGCCAAGUUGUGGCUGUGGAUGGAACCCCUCUUGUGGGAGUGAAUGUCAGUUUCUUGCACCACAGUGAUUAUGGAUUUACCAUCAGCCGGCAAGAUGGAAGCUUUGACCUUGUAGCCAUUGGUGGCAUCUCUGUUGUCUUAAUCUUUGACCGUUCACCUUUUCUAUCUGAGAAGAGGACACUCUGGUUGCCCUGGAAUCAGUUCAUUGUGGUGGAGAAAGUAACCAUGCAGAGAGUGGUAUCAGGCCCACCAUCCUGUGAUAUCUCCAACUUCAUCAGCCCAAACCCUAUUGUGCUUCCUUCACCACUCACAUCAUUUGGUGGAUCCUGUCCAGAGAGGGGCACUAUUGUUCCUGAGCUUCAGGUUGUGCAGGAGGAAAUCCCUAUUCCUUCCAGCUUUGUAAGGCUGAGUUACCUGAGCAGCCGAACCGCUGGAUAUAAAACCCUGCUACGGAUCCUUCUGACGCACUCAACAAUUCCCUUGGGGAUGAUUAAAGUCCACCUCACAGUGGCUGUGGAAGGACGACUCACACAGAAGUGGUUUCCUGCUGCAGUUAAUCUUGUCUACACAUUUGCCUGGAACAAGACCGACAUCUAUGGACAGAAGGUUUGGGGCCUUGCAGAAGCUCUGGUGUCUGUGGGAUAUGAAUAUGAGACAUGCCCUGACUUUAUUCUCUGGGAGCAAAGGACAGUUGUUUUGCAAGGUUUUGAGAUGGAUGCUUCUAACCUAGGAGGCUGGUCCUUGAAUAAGCAUCACAUUCUGAAUCCUCAAAGUGGAAUCGUACAUAAAGGAAAUGGAGAAAAUAUGUUCAUUUCCCAACAACCUCCAGUGAUAGCAACCAUAAUGGGCAAUGGACACCAAAGGAGUGUAGCUUGCACUAACUGCAAUGGCCCGGCUCAUAACAACAAACUCUUUGCUCCAGUCGCCUUAGCUGCUGGGCCUGAUGGCAGUGUGUAUGUUGGUGACUUCAAUUUUGUAAGGCGAAUAUUUCCCUUGGGAAACUCAGUUAGUAUUUUGGAAUUAAGAAACAGAGAUACCAGACAUAGCACAAGCCCUGCUCACAAAUACUAUCUGGCUAUGGACCCUGUGUCUGAAUCACUCUAUCUAUCAGACACCAAUACUCGAAAAGUCUACAGGUUGAAAUCUCUUGUGGAAACAAAAGAUCUGUCAAAAAAUUUUGAAGUGGUGGCAGGGACAGGUGAUCAGUGCCUUCCCUUUGACCAGAGUCACUGUGGAGAUGGUGGGAGAGCAUCAGAAGCUUCACUGAACAGCCCUCGAGGCAUCACAGUUGAUAGGCAUGGAUUCAUUUACUUUGUGGAUGGGACUAUGAUUCGGAAAAUUGAUGAGAAUGCUAUGAUCACAACUGUAAUCGGCUCGAACGGUCUGACUUCCACACAGCCACUGAGCUGUGACUCAGGAAUGGACAUCACUCAGGUGCGAUUAGAGUGGCCAACAGACCUUGCAGUCAACCCCAUGGACAAUUCAUUGUACGUCUUGGAUAACAACAUUGUGCUGCAAAUUUCUGAGAACAGGCGAGUGCGGAUCAUUGCAGGACGCCCCAUUCACUGCCAGGUGCCAGGCAUCGAUCAUUUCUUGGUCAGCAAGGUCGCAAUCCAUUCUACUCUGGAGUCAGCCAGGGCCAUCAGCGUCUCCCACAGUGGGCUGCUCUUCAUAGCUGAAACAGACGAGAGAAAAGUGAAUCGCAUUCAGCAAGUGACCACCAAUGGAGAGAUCUCCAUCAUCGCUGGUGCCCCCACUGACUGCGACUGCAAAAUUGAUCCCAACUGUGACUGUUUUUCAGGUGAUGGUGGUUAUGCCAAGGAUGCGAAGAUGAAAGCCCCUUCCUCCUUAGCAGUAUCCCCUGAUGGUACCCUCUAUGUGGCAGACCUUGGGAAUGUUCGGAUUCGUACCAUCAGCAAGAACCAACCCCACCUGAAUGAUGUGAACCUUUAUGAAAUUGCCUCACCUGCUGAUCAGGAACUUUACCAGUUCACUGUGAAUGGAACCCACCUGCACACUCUGAACUUGAUAACAAGGGACUAUGUGUAUAACUUCACCUAUAAUUCUGAGGGUGAUUUGGGUGCAAUUACCAGCAGCAAUGGAAAUUCAGUGCAUAUUCGCCGUGACGCAGGUGGGAUGCCCCUUUGGCUUGUGGUGCCCGGUGGGCAAGUGUACUGGCUGACCAUAAGCAGCAAUGGAGUCCUGAAAAGAGUGUCAGCCCAGGGAUAUAAUCUGGCAUUAAUGACAUAUCCAGGAAACACUGGACUUCUAACUACGAAAAGUAAUGAAAACGGAUGGACAACUGUUUAUGAGUAUGACCCCGAGGGACACCUGACCAACGCAACGUUUCCCACUGGAGAGGUCAGCAGCUUCCACAGUGACCUGGAGAAGCUAACAAAAGUGGAGCUAGACACUUCUAACCGUGAAAACGUUCUCAUGUUAACCAACUUGACAGCAACUAGUACCAUAUAUAUUUUAAAACAAGAAAAUACUCAGAGCACCUAUCGAGUGAGUCCAGAUGGUUCACUGCGGGUCACCUUUGCCAGUGGGAUGGAAAUCAGCCUCAGCUCAGAGCCUCACAUCCUGGCUGGGGCAGUGAACCCCACCCUGGGUAAAUGCAACAUCUCUCUGCCUGGAGAGCACAAUGCAAACCUCAUUGAGUGGCGGCAGAGGAAGGAGCAAAACAAAGGCAAUAUUUCAGCUUUUGAAAGGCGGCUAAGGGCCCAUAACAGAAACCUGCUUUCCAUAGAUUUUGAUCAUAUAACUCACACCGGCAAGAUCUAUGAUGACCAUCGAAAAUUCACCCUUCGAAUUCUUUAUGACCAGACUGGGCGGCCUAUUCUGUGGUCUCCUGUUAGCAGAUAUAAUGAAGUGAACAUCACAUAUUCACCUUCCGGAUUGGUUACAUUCAUUCAAAGAGGAACGUGGAAUGAAAAAAUGGAAUAUGACCAGAGUGGAAAAAUAAUUUCAAGAACGUGGGCUGAUGGGAAAAUUUGGAGCUAUACCUACUUAGAAAAGUCUGUGAUGCUUCUCUUACACAGCCAGCGGCGCUACAUCUUUGAGUAUGACCAAUCAGAUUGUCUGCUCUCAAUCACCAUGCCCAGCAUGGUUCGUCACAGCUUACAAACCAUGCUUUCGGUGGGAUACUACAGAAACAUCUACACCCCACCAGACAGCAGCACAUCUUUCAUCCAAGACUACGGUCGAGAUGGCCGACUGCUACAGACUCUGCAUCUGGGGACAGGGCGCAGAGUUCUGUACAAGUACACCAAGCAAGCAAGGCUCUCAGAGAUUCUCUAUGAUACUACCCAGGUCACAUUAACAUAUGAAGAAUCCUCUGGGGUGAUUAAGACUGUACACCUCAUGCACAACGGAUUCAUCUGCACGAUCAGAUACAGGCAAACAGGACCGCUUAUUGGACGCCAGAUUUUCAGAUUCAGUGAAGAAGGUCUUGUGAAUGCACGGUUUGACUACAGCUACAACAACUUCCGUGUCACCAGCAUGCAAGCUGUGAUCAAUGAGACCCCUUUGCCCAUAGACCUGUACCGAUAUGUUGAUGUCUCUGGUAGAAUAGAGCAAUUUGGAAAGUUCAGUGUAAUUAAUUAUGACUUAAAUCAGGUGAUAACUACUACAGUAAUGAAGCACACAAAGAUCUUCAAUGCCAAUGGACAAGUCAUUGAAGUCCAGUACGAAAUCCUAAAAGCAAUUGCCUACUGGAUGACUAUCCAAUAUGAUAAUAUGGGUCGAAUGGUAAUAUGUGAUAUAAGGGUAGGUGUAGAUGCCAAUAUUACAAGGUACUUCUAUGAGUAUGAUGCUGAUGGGCAACUUCAAACUGUUUCUGUAAAUGACAAAACUCAGUGGCGUUACAGUUAUGAUUUGAAUGGAAACAUCAAUCUUUUGAGCCAUGGGAAUAGUGCCCGUCUCACUCCUCUCCGAUAUGACCUCCGAGACCGCAUCACCAGACUAGGAGAAAUUCAGUACAAAAUGGAUGAAGAUGGCUUUCUGAGGCAGAGGGGAAAUGACAUAUUUGAAUAUAAUUCUAAUGGCUUGCUGCAGAGGGCCUACAAUAGGGUUUCUGGCUGGAGUGUGCAGUACUACUAUGAUGGGCUUGGGCGACGUGUUGCCAGUAAAUCCAGCCUAGGGCAGCACCUCCAGUUCUUUUAUGCAGACCUUGCCAACCCCAUAAGAGUUACUCAUCUGUAUAACCACACCAGCUCGGAAAUUACAUCUCUGUAUUAUGAUCUCCAAGGUCAUCUGAUUGCUAUGGAGUUGAGCAGUGGUGAAGAAUACUAUGUGGCCUGUGAUAAUACAGGCACCCCACUAGCUGUGUUCAGCAGUCGAGGUCAGGUCAUGAAAGAAAUAUUGUACACACCUUAUGGCGAUAUCUAUCAUGACACUUACCCAGACUUCCAAGUCAUCAUUGGUUUUCAUGGAGGACUCUACGAUUUCCUUACUAAAUUAGUGCACCUGGGGCAAAGGGAUUAUGAUGUUGUUGCCGGGCGAUGGACAACACCCAAUCAUCACAUAUGGAAACAGCUGAACCUCCUUCCCAAACCAUUCAACCUCUACUCCUUUGAAAAUAACUAUCCAGUUGGCAAAGUUCAAGAUGUUGCUAAAUAUACCACAGACAUUGGAAGUUGGUUGGAGCUAUUUGGUUUCCAGUUACACAAUGUACUACCUGGAUUUCCAAAGCCAGAAUUAGAAAAUUUAGAACUAACUUAUGAGCUUCUACAGAUUCAGACAAAAACUCAAGAGUGGGAUCCUGGAAAGGUGAUCCUGGGGAUUCAGUGUGAGCUGCAGAAACAGCUCAGGAAUUUCAUUUCCUUGGACCAACUCCCCAUGACGCCCCGAUACAAUGAGGGGCGGUGCGUUGAAGGAGGAAAGCAACUAAGGUUUGCUGCUGUCCCUUCUGUCUUUGGAAAAGGUAUUAAAUUUGCCAUCAAGGAUGGCAUAGUCACAGCUGAUAUUAUAGGCGUAGCCAAUGAAGAUAGCAGGAGGCUCGCUGCCAUUCUCAAUAAUGCUCAUUAUCUGGAAAACUUACAUUUCACCAUAGAGGGGAGGGACACUCACUAUUUCAUUAAGCUUGGUUCUCUGGAGGAAGAUCUGGUGCUCAUUGGUAACACUGGGGGGAGGCGGAUUCUGGAGAAUGGCGUCAACGUCACUGUGUCCCAGAUGACGUCGGUGUUGAAUGGGAGGACUAGACGGUUUGCCGAUAUUCAGCUCCAGCACGGGGCCCUGUGCUUCAACAUCCGGUAUGGGACAACUGUGGAGGAAGAAAAGAAUCACGUGUUGGAGAUUGCCAGACAGCGCGCUGUGGCCCAGGCCUGGACUAAGGAACAAAGACGGUUGCAAGAAGGGGAAGAGGGGAUUCGGGCAUGGACGGAGGGGGAAAAGCAGCAGCUUUUGAGCACUGGGAGGGUGCAAGGUUAUGAUGGGUAUUUUGUUUUGUCUGUUGAGCAGUAUUUAGAACUUUCUGACAGUGCCAACAAUAUUCACUUUAUGAGACAGAGCGAAAUAGGCAGGAGGUAACAAAAAAAAUCUCUGCCUUUGCGUCACCAAAGACUGCCUGUUUUUAAAACAUAAAAUGGUUUAUUGUAUUGGUUUUCUAGAUCAGAAUUCUGUAUAUGUAAAUAUGGAGGAAAAACAUAUCCAACUGCCUUUCAAUGUGACAAAAGAUGGUAUUUUAAUAUUGUUUAUUUAAACUCUUUAAGAAAUAAGAGAUUUUUAGUUCUUGUGUGGCAGUAUUCAAAAUAACACAAGCAGAACUAUAAUCUGUGAAAAAAAACACUUUCAGAAAGCACCACUUUAAAUUUGCCAAGCCACGCAUACGCUCAACUAUAUACAAAGAACCCAAGGUGCCCUAUCUCUAUUUUGACAGCAAGUUUUGUAUUUAGGUGUUGGCAGAACUUGCAGACUAUUUGGAAAGGUGGUGCAAUAGUAUCUAAACUUUGCAUCUCAAAAACUGCCAUUCCUUUUACAUUUUCUGGAUCUACUAUAGAAAAUUUCAAAUGAAGUGUAAAAUAUCCUCAGCCACCAUCUCCUAGAAUCUGGAACCAUUUUUCCUCCCAUCUUGAUUAUUCCUCCUUGCUUGUUCAAGUAAAUGCCAUGUUGUUGUGCAGUGUUUUGGUGUGUAGUGGCUGGAUUCUGGCUACCAUACCUCUCCAUGGUGUGGUAAGCAGACUAAGGAGUCACUGUUUGCCAUGUGUAUGUGAUACCAAAGCAGCUGGCCAGUGUGAUUUCUCCCAUGUAACCUGUUUUAACUCAGUUUUUAGCCAAUCGUCAAGCUGCAUCGGUGUCAUGUAAACAUAGCUUUUAUUAACCUCGGUAGGAGUUUCUCAGUUCUAUAUAGGGUGUGUUUUGGUCAUAGUUUCACAUUAGUGCUUCAGUAUUCAUACACUAAUCCAAUGGUUUUGUGCACAUGAAAGGUAAUUUACUAAAAAGUAUGAUUCUGACACAAAAGAAGCUUUAGCAGGCCGACAUGCCUGGGAUGUCAAUAAAUACAUUAACGACUCCUGCAGAAAUUCAUAAAAGCCAAAACUUUUUUUAAAAAAGCCUAGAAGGAAACAAAAGAAAAAUAUAGGACCAAAGGAAAAACCAAAGGAGACAUCACAGUAGUUGCUACCACAUUGUUUUAACCCACCUAGAUUUAUCUUUCAAAUGUACAAUUCUAUAUUAAACCUCUCCCACCUGUAUUCAGACAAUUGAACUAAAGGAACCCUUUCCAACCUAAAGCAUGUCAAUUAAUUAAAAAGAGGUAUACUACUUUUUACAAACAGAACUUAUAUAGUUCUGCCUUUACUUCUUUAUUUUCAUUUAAUCAUUUCUUCACCCAUUUAAUUGUAUUAAAAUAACUUUUUCAAAGCAAAUUAUUUGUUCUGCGAUCACUUCCUGGUGGAAGGAAGAUCAGGAGUACUGUUAAUACGAGCUGCAGUUCUCAUUCUCCACAAAUCCUGUGGUAAAAGAAGCUCCUGGUUGAGCUGGGAGAUUAGUGCCCCAUGACCAAGGGAAAGUUUGUAAGAUGCUGUGUAAUUCUAAGUUACUGCAAAUGAAAUUACAUGACAGUACAGUGUGGCCUGGAGAUAAUUUCCCGGAGCCAGCUCCUGCACUUCCAUCACUGAGUCGAAACACUUAUGUCUGUGGGAGAACUGAUGGGAGAAUGUUCAUUUGGAUUUUUUCCAGCUACUGCCUAAAAACAGUUUGGGGUCACUGCCUUACUUUAUAAUGACAGUUUCACUGAAAAUAUGUGAAGUCAGGGUCCCAGCUCAUAUUAAAUUUUCUAAGGAGUCUGCCUCUUACUAUACAAAGAAAGGAGAGGAAAGGGAAGGACCCCAGUAGAUAAUAAGGGAGGGUGUAUUGAAGCAUUUCAUUUUCAAAAUGUUCAGGUUAGGAUUGCCACAUUCUUACACGUGUGUCCCGAGACAGAAAGAUACAGAAAAUUCAUGAUGAAUUUAUCUCUUGGUAUUGCAAGUUUACCAGCACAAGAUACUGCUAAUCCAGGCUAAAAUUUAUUUUGGGUUUUUUUCUGAAUUAGGCUUGUCUUAUAAGGUAUAGUAUUCAGGUUGGAACUCUAAAAUUACUGACAAACCUGUUGAAAAUUUGAAUACCUCCACACCAACCUAAAAGUAGACCUUAAGUUCCUAGAACCUCUGAUGUUCUUUUAAAUUAAUGGAACAACAAUUUGUAGAGUGCAUUCAUAAAUGUGAUGAUGUAUUUUAUCACUGAUCCAAGAUGUCAAUAUUAGAGUCUAUUUUGCUUAUAUUUUAAGUGAUUAUACUUUUUGCAAUUUACUGAUGAUGUAUCAUUUUCAAACUGCUUUAAAUAUCAUUAGAAACAAAUAUUUGAAGCUUUUACUUAAUAGUAAUUACCUUGAACUGUGCAUUUCUAGUUUGUAAUACAUAUUUAGUUAGUUUGUGCCUUUAGUUUCUUAAAUUAUAUUUGUAUUAUAUUCAGGAAAUGCACUUUUUAUCACUUAUAGCUGUGGUUUUAAUACUGCCUUGAACUACUACUGCUGUUCUCUUUACAACUCCUAAAGUUUUUGAGAGAAAAGAAAAAAACAACUAAAAGGCUAGCACUAAUGAGUAGUAAAUCUAAGAGAAUUGUUUUGGAAUUUCUUAAUAGGAGCAUGGAGAUAUUCAGUAAUGCCACUUCCUAGUCAGCUGGAUAGAAAGAAUGCCUUCAUUGACUUGUACUUCUGAAGUUUGAAUUAACAAAAAAAUCCCCAAUAUAUUUGUAAUUCCUGAUGAAAGUAAAAGCAUUUUCUAGAGGAAUGUAUGACUUUCUCACACCCAGAAGACGAGUGGCUGACACUGUACAGCUACACACCAUUCGAGUAAAUGAAGUGAGCACACAGUGGUUGGACUCUCCUAUGCAGAGCAUUCUGAGGUUGAGGCAGGGAAUACUCCAUGGUUGGUUUUGUUUUCUCAGUUAGGCCCACUUAAUUUGGGUUUGGGUUUUGUUUUAUUUUCACUCUUGCACUGUAGUCUAGGGAUCCAAAUGAGCUGAAAAGUUCAAAGUUUAAGAGAUAUUUACAUGUUUCUUUUUAGUCAUUCUAAUCAUUGUUGAUUAGCAGCAUGACUCCUGAAGGAAAAUGGAAUAGAGCUCAAUUCAUACUAAUUUUAAACAAAACAUCAUAGAAAUGUUUUAUUUUUAACCCAACAAAAUAAUGUAUAAGAUAAGAGUGUCAUGUCAUUUAUUGUCAAUUUAUCUAGAAUAUCUAUAAUAUGUAGACUACAUAUACAUAAUUUACGCAACAUAGCCAAAUGUAUGAAAAUUUGACAAUGUAUAAUUUGGAAUUCAUGUCCUACUUACAUAGAGAAGUAUCAAAUUAAGUUAUAACUUUCAUAAGAUUUUUCAGCACUGCUGACACAGUUUGAGGCACUCUACCAUGUUAUUUCUAUUCUUUGCCUUUCUUUCAUUUUUCACACUAAGUUUUUACCAGACCAGGCCACACUGUAAUAUCUCUUGAGAGAGUCAGGGCAAAGUCUUUGCAUUUAUGAAGAUGCAUUUGUGUUAAGGCAAUUUCAUGGAGUUAUGUGGCAAUGGAAGCAAAAAUAUAGUAAUCAACUAUUAAAAGAAAAUUGUGGUGAGACUGGAGUAUUAUUAUAGCUUGUGGGAUAACAUGAAGCUACAGACUGGAUGCAGCAUUCUUGUUUUCUUGAAGGUAUUCACAUACACUUUACUGACCUGACUAGUACUUCAGAUGUCAGACUGCUCUUCCACAGCCUUCUGUAAAGUUCUUUACUGUGCAAAGAAAACAAAAACAAAAAGAAAAGCAAAACCAAAAAAAAAGAAAAAGAAAAAAAAGAACAAAAAAAAAGCAAAAUGAUUUAAAAAAAGAAAACAACAAAAAAAAGAAUUCAACUGCAAAGUAGUGACUAUUAUUUCAGUGUGUCCUUCAUAUGAAAGCUAUUAAGGACCAAAUAUACUGCUGUGUGUAUGAAGAAAUUACUUGCUGAACAGUAACUGAAAAUACUUAGCAUUAACUUGCUGUGGAUUUUGUCUUGGCAGUUGUCACCUUACAUUAUUUGUCAAAGGAAAUGUGUUUGGCACUUAAAAAUCUUUCCUUAGAUUUAGUGGUGGACUUUAACCUCUUAAGUAAAUGUUAGUAUAUCAGAUUGUGUCCUUGAAAAAUAUUUUACUUGUAUGAAUCAUGACAAUGUCUAAAUCUUUACUAUUCUUCUGGCAAAAGCAUCAGUGAGAGAGAAGGAGAGAAAGAGAAGUAUAGCCUUUUCAUCCGAAAAAAAUACUCUAUUUAGCUGCUUACUUUCUCUUGAAAAGUGAAGAUGUUUACAGUGUAUGCCAAGAUUUUCAGUUUCUAUAUAACAACAGUUAGAGGUUCUAAUCAUACUGAAAAUUAUGUUAUAAUGGCCUGAGCCAUGUUGCUAGGAAACAAUAGGUUCCAAUUUUGUAUUCCUGCUCUCACUCCUAUGCUGAAAAGUGACUGGAUACUGUACAGGUACAUGUUCUGUGGCUGCAGUUAAAUGGUCUUUUGCAUUUUGCUCUGGCUUUCAGGCCAGAAGCAUGCAUUUUUCUACAAGAGCAUCACAACACCAUGCUGUAAAUAUUUAAAGUUCAACAUUAUGUGUCGAUCUUUGAAAGAAAAGUACUUUGAAUAUUUCAUUUUUAAAAAAUAAAGUUGCAAAUGA